Bombus terrestris (buff-tailed bumblebee) is the source of this 1973-nucleotide messenger RNA. RefSeq names its product syntaxin-17 (gene Syx17). The record is from RefSeq and is a predicted model, not a curated record. Lineage: Eukaryota; Metazoa; Arthropoda; Insecta; Hymenoptera; Apidae. Bases 281 to 1186 code for a protein of 301 amino acids. The transcript is spliced from 5 exons. Gene Ontology annotation, cellular component: endomembrane system; plasma membrane; autophagosome membrane. Gene Ontology annotation, biological process: exocytosis; intracellular protein transport; vesicle fusion. Gene Ontology annotation, molecular function: SNARE binding; SNAP receptor activity.
UAACACUUGUAUUUAGUCAAUGGUUUGACUUAGGAAUACUCAGCUGAUUUGUUAUUUGUUUCUUGUGUUCCGCACAAUACAAAAAUAAAUUGAUCGUGUAAAAAAUUAUUUUAAUAUCUAACAAUAUAAAUACAUCAUAUUUUAUACAAAAAGAAGUUAUUAAUAUAUGUUUUGCAAUAACAAGUAACAAACUGGUAAAAAUAUUUUCGAAGUAUCAUGUCUAAAGAAUUACGAAAACACUAAGUGACAGAUCAAAAUUUGAGACAACAGAUAUAAAAAUAUGUCAUCUUGGACUGAAAAUGUUGCAAUAAAGCAACCUAUUAGGCGCUUGGAGAUCCAAAUUAAUAACUUCAAUGUAGCCAUACCACAUCAUGUUAACUUAUUAAAACGGCAUAAAAGUAACAUUGAAAAAUAUCAAACACAACAUGAGUGGGAAAAGAUGCAUAGAGAACACAUAAAUGUAGCUAGGAUUAUAAAACAGCUUAAAGAAUUACUAUAUCAAAUGGACACUUUAAGAGCUCAUGUUCUUGAUUCUGACAUUAAUCAGUUUGAUAAAUUAACUGGCAAUGCCCGUACAAGUAUCAUGAAUGCAGUCAGAGAAUAUAUGGAACUACAGCUGAAUUUGCCCAUGUCACAACCAGAGUCACCCAAAGAAGAAGAUCAACCCAAAAGUCAUCCACUUGACGACACAUAUAUCCAGCUCCAGAAAGAACAGCAGGAGCUGCAGCAUCAGGAGGCAUGUCUGCAUACUUGGAACACCUUGCAAGAAGAUAUACAUCAACUUCAUCAAUUAUUUCUUGACUUUAACAAAAUUGUUGAUGACCAAAAGGAGCUAGUAAAUGCAACAGAAGACAACAUAGAAGUAACAAAUGUGAAUGUAACGGAGGGUGAGAAAUUCCUUCAAAAAGCUGCAAGGUACAAAGUUACAAUGUACCCUUUAGCAGGAGCUGUAAUUGGAACUUGUAUUGGUGGACCAGUUGGUUUACUAGCUGGAUUAAAAGUCGGUGGUCUAACUGCGUUAGGUUGUGGUAUUUUAGGAUUUACUGGAGCAUCCAUAAUAAAGAAAAAGGAGAUAGAAAUGCAAAAAUCAAGAUCAACAGAGGGGCAUAGUUUAACUGAGCAAAAUACUGUGCAGAAAUCAAUAUCUUUACCUGAGAAUUUACAAGAAACUAGGAAGGAGUUGUGACAUAUGCCAAAAUGUGAUAUUAGCGAUAAGAGUAAAAGAAAGAAUGCCUGCAGUGUCGUUUAGUCUCAAAGCACUGAUAUUAAUAAUUCAAUAUGUUUUUAAAGAUUUAGGGAUUCUUUGUAUUUAUUCUCUAUAUAAAACAGGAAUAUUUGACAAAUUAUUAUUAUUAAGGAUAUUGUGACUAGAUAUUUCUAUAAAAAUAACUUGUGAUUUAUUGAAAAUUUUUUUUACUGUAACAUGUGACAAACCUAUUAAGUUUAAGAAAAACAUUGAAUAUUAAUUAUGAAAUUUUCUGCUGGGACCAAAUUUUAUUGUUAAAAUUACUAAGGUCCUUAACAAAAAUUUCUUUACUUUGCGAAAAGAAAAUUUUUUUAUACAAUUGUAUGAAACAUCAAAAUAUAUAUGUAUAAUGUAUAUGUAUAUGUAUAUAUAUAUAUGUAUAUGUAUAUGUAUAUAAUGCAUAUAGCAUAUAGAUUAUUCCCAAUAAUGAUAUUAACCAAACAAAUGCGAUUAGAUAGGGUUAUGUUAUUGCAAAUAUUACGUCGAAAACGUACAUAUAUAUAAACAAUUAAAUACUUUUUCACUGAAAUGUACUUACAAUGAUAUAAAAAUUGUGCGUUAUGUUAAGCAGGAUCGACGUAAUGGAGCACUCGCGACGCGCCUUUUAUAUACUUCUUACAUGUAUCGUGGUGUUUACACAAUUACAAGGUAUCAAGCCAACACGAAAACCGAAAGCCUAUUGUUGCUUGUAAACAGUGUCUGCAAAUAAACUAAUAUCACGAACGAA